AACUUCUGGUGGCUGGGGUUCGUCCCCCUGUUCGCCGCCGACGGUCUCAGCACCUACUUCACGGCCAUAGUAUCUAUCCGGCUUUACCAGGAAAACGAGAAGCGCCUGGCGGUGCUGCGGCUGCUCUGGGUGCUGACGGUACUUAGCCUGAAGCUGGUGUGUGAGGUGCUGCUGUGCCAGAAGCUGGCGGAGCAGGAGCAAGCCAGAGACCUUUGGUUCGGCCUCAUCGUCUCGCCACUGUUCAUUCUUUUGCAGCUGCUGAUGAUACGAGCAUGCCGAGUCAACUGAGGAGGUUGGAUGUUCUUUAACAUUGCAAGGAGCGCUUUUCAUCUGCUGUUGAGAAAUUGAAAACAUAACAAGGUUGUGUGUUCCAGUUUGGCACCUCCUGUUUUUUUUUUUUUUUUGUGAACAUAUAGUACUUGUAUCAUGUUCCAUGGAUUGCACACUUUAAUUUUUCUUUUGUGUCCCUGUUUCUAAUUGAACCACGCUGAACAAAGACUUUCACUGUGUGUGGUUAUUAGAUGUACAAUACUUCAAAAUGUCUGCUGUAUUUUGGACAAAUCCCUGCCUCUGUGUUAAAGGUAUGAUAAGGAAAGUUUGAUGUGUCCAUUCCAGCAACUUUUAAUAUUAAAGGUUCAAGAAUAGUCACAUUAUAAGAUGCUGAACAUUUGAUUCGCUCCUUAAACUGAAAUGCCAAGAGAGCAAGUUGUAACUCUGCAAGCCAUCUUCAGGCUGGGAUUUCACCCAUAUGUGAGUUAUCCAGUGUGUAUGGCGUGAGAUAUCUGUGUGACAUAAUAGUGCCGCCUCUUUGUGCAAUUUGUGAUAUACAAUAAGCUUUGAAGAAAAAAAAAAGUUGUGCUUCAAAAUGCACACAACAGUGCGACUCAGUGGGAUCAGGAACACGGAAAGAGCAGUUACACCAGAAAUAUUUUUGUCGGAAUAGUUGACAUGAGACCUUGUGACUCAAUUUUUACUUUUUUGUCUGCUGCCCACAGGUUCACACAAAUGAAAAGAAUGUAAACAAAGACAACUGUCUGGUUUUCUUUUUGUUCACUGUCCCCAACAUUCUGUGUUGAUUUCUCUUAUGUUGUUUAUGUUUUGCAUGGAUUCAACGCCUGAUUUGAAAGCAACUCCUGUGUGCAAAAUGUACGUGCUAUGUAUAUGUCAAUUUGGGAAAGAACUUGACAAGAUAUUUAUGUUGUUUUGUUAUUACUGCACAUUUAUCUGUAAAUAAGAUGUAAAUAAACCAAUAUUUAAUCUAUUUUUCUUUUCGAAGUAAAUACUUAAAAGUAACCGGGCCAGACGGAGUCCGUUUUUUUUUGUUUUGGCCACAGGGAGGCGCUUGAGACUUGGCGGUGGGGG
This is a messenger RNA of Hippocampus comes (tiger tail seahorse), 1362 nucleotides long. RefSeq names its product transmembrane protein 203 (gene tmem203). The transcript has a single exon. Gene Ontology annotation, biological process: intracellular calcium ion homeostasis. The record is from RefSeq and is a predicted model, not a curated record. Gene Ontology annotation, cellular component: endoplasmic reticulum. NCBI's taxonomy places the organism in Eukaryota, Metazoa, Chordata, Actinopteri, Syngnathiformes, Syngnathidae. The annotation marks the transcript as partial.